AUGGAGAGGGUGGAAAGAGGGGUGAUGUGGAGGGAGUGUGGGGCACAAGGCAAAUUAAAGAACAGACCACGGGUGUUUUGGGGUUUGUGUAUUUGUGCAAGGACAUGGUGGGAGCCAACCCCAUUGGCUAUACUAUUCUAUGUUGGUCCUCAUCACGGCAACAUGGUCCCAAACUUGGACACAAUGGUGUGUGCACUUAGAGAUCAGUGUCUCAACAAUGCAGGGCUUCCCAUGUGGUCCUGCCUAAACCAUGACCACUAG
This is a messenger RNA of Sphenostylis stenocarpa, 261 nucleotides long. NCBI's taxonomy places the organism in Eukaryota, Viridiplantae, Streptophyta, Magnoliopsida, Fabales, Fabaceae. The record is from the annotation of a GenBank genome assembly.